AGCCCAUUUACCCCCAUAACCCGACUGAUCCCUUGCUCAUCAGCAGAGUCUUCACCCAUUUGUCGUCAGUCAUCCUUUCCUUGCAAAAAAAAACACACACUACCAUCGUCAAUUACUGGCAUAGUCUCUCUUAUCAAGGCCUCGGGAGUGAUAACCAAAGCCCCCACCUCCAGCUUCAUUCUCAGGCGCACAACGAUCUGAAGAAUGAAUAGGAAACAGGUUCCAAGGGCUACAAAGGCGUGUGCCUCGUGCCGUCGUCAAAAGACUCGCUGCUUCCCGUCUCCAAACUCCAUUUCAUGUCUCCGUUGUUACUCGUUGGGUAAAGACUGUUCGUUCCUAACAGAUGGGACGCUGUCAGACCCAGAUGUUAUAAACAAGAAGAGGAAGAUAGACGACGAUAACGAAGCCUCGCAGCCGUCAAUUGAAGGGUCUGACUCGCUGAAGACGUUAGGAGAUAACGUGAAGAAGAUCCUUGCGAUCAUCCAGAGACAGCACAAUCUACCCUCGGCUCUAGAUGAAUAUGACUCUUCUUCAAUGGCUCUACCUCCAGCACAGACCUCGCCUUUCAAUCUGAUGUACAAGAGCGUGUCCUUCCAGAAUCUGCCACUGACGGUAUCACAUCUACUUUCUCCACUCAACACAUUCACGAGUGAGCCUCCGAAUGUGCUGUCACUGGGGAUUGUUUCCCCACAAGAGGCCAUCCAUGCUGUGGAUCUGUUCAAAGAGAACUACGGCAGGUGGAUAUCGCUUCCACAGACCAGCGCAGAGGUGCUGAUCGAGGACAUCAAGAGAUCAUCGCCGAUGCUGCUCACCACGAUUUGCCUAACGAGCCUGCGUUAUAACGUUACAGAUGUCAAUUUUGAUACCUACCAGCAACUGAUCAAGCAGCUGAAGUUGGAAUUGUACGAGGGUCUCUACAGAUCACCACAGAGUUUGAACUUUCUGAAGGCAUUGGUGAUAUUAGCAGUCUACGGGUACUCCUUAUCAACCCCAGAGUUGGUUGUUGAUCCCUGGUUUCUCAGUGGUAUUGCCGUGAUGCAGUUUCUCACGCUCGACAUGAACAAUGACUUCCUCCACGUGUGCUCUGUAGGAUCACUGGGAACGGUGGACAUGGAGAUGGAGAAACUGUCAAACUUUAGAAUAUGGAAUCACAUGUGUCUGGUACACCUCUGUAAUUGUAUAUUCUCUGGUAGAAUGUGUGUCCUUGAUGAGAUUCGCCUGGACCAGGCAAGGCGUUCUUUAGACCUUGCCCAGGCAACCAACUUUGACGGCAGAAUGAUUAGUGAAAUCUCGCUGCAAUUGCUGCUGUACAACUUCAUCCAGGCUGGUUCUGCAACUGAGUUCAAGAUUUUUGAAGAUGACCUGAAGCUGUGGUACGACCAAUGGAACUAUCUCUUCAAACAGCCAAAUCUACAAUUUGUAGAGUUUGGCUACCACUACUGUUAUGUGAGUGCCUUUUAUCAUCUGAAGAUGGGCAGCCACGGUAUUAUGGACACUACUGACUUCAACGAUGCAACGGAGAAGCACAUCGAUGACGUUGACACGUUGAACAAGAUGCUGUACCAUUGUUUAAAAGUGUUGAACCACAUCAUUGGUUUAAACGACGAUUUGUAUUUCGCAUGUCUCUCAGACCAGAUUCACGUCUGUACUUUCUACACGUCAAUUGUGUUCUUAAAAGUCAUCAAGUGGUGUCAUCUAUACAACAACACCUACGAUACCCACGAGUUGUUGAACUUCAUCAAAAAGGUUGAAUCUGUUCAAAACAAGUUUGAGAACAUGAGCACCUUAACGGAUGAUUUGGCUUAUAGAUUUGCAUUGGGAUUACAGGAAUUGAUUGAUUCCACUGUUCCUGCAGUGCAAGGAACUGUUGGAGCCCAUUGACGUUAUAUGGUGAAAUAACCUGUGUAUUAUUAUUCUUUUCU
Williopsis jadinii is the source of this 1922-nucleotide messenger RNA. RefSeq names its product Zn(II)2Cys6 transcription factor. The record is from RefSeq and is a predicted model, not a curated record. Gene Ontology annotation, molecular function: transcription cis-regulatory region binding; DNA-binding transcription factor activity, RNA polymerase II-specific; zinc ion binding. The transcript has a single exon. NCBI's taxonomy places the organism in Eukaryota, Fungi, Ascomycota, Saccharomycetes, Phaffomycetales, Wickerhamomycetaceae. Gene Ontology annotation, biological process: regulation of DNA-templated transcription. The coding region runs from base 205 to 1881 and encodes 558 amino acids. Gene Ontology annotation, cellular component: nucleus.